Molecule: messenger RNA, 1521 nt
Organism: Meleagris gallopavo (turkey)
Lineage: Eukaryota; Metazoa; Chordata; Aves; Galliformes; Phasianidae
Source: RefSeq, a predicted model, not a curated record
GGUGGAAGGCACCUGUAGGGGACGGAAGGGGAGCAGGAAGGGAAGUGAAGGGGAAGGGAAAGAAGGCGAGGUAAAAGGAAAAAGAACCGAAGUAAAGGAAGUGAAGCCAAAUAGUAAACAAACAGAACCAAAAUAAACCAAGAUUACCAAAAUAAACAAAGAGAAGGAAGCGAACCAACCUUACAAAGCUCUGAAGGGCAGAGCGUGCUGGCUAUGUGUACGACUGGGAAGUGGCACUGAUGGGGCUCUGUGCAGAGCUCUGGGCUCGGAUUGGGGUCAGAAAAUCGGAUUUUGUCACAAUGAAAGGAAUUCAUGCCAACCUGGUGGCAGGAGGUGCAUUGCUUCAGUAAAAUGUCACCUGUGCACGCUUUUCCAGCUGCCAUUGCAGCCCUCCAUCACCAAGGGGUUGAGGGAAUGGCAGCCCCAUGGUGCCCCAUGGCUGAGCUGUGGUCCCUCCGCAGCGCUGUGUGUCACCGCCAUGCGCAGAGCAGUGCUGGGUCCCAGCCAAGAGGACAAGCCCAGGCCGGCCCUGGCUCCAUGGCUGCCCUGGAGACAUCACCGAGCAGCAAAAGGACGCGGGGAGAUGGAGGGGAGAGCACUGAGGAGAGGAACAAAACGAGGAGGCUCAGGAGCUGCCACAGUGGCAGGCAGGCGUCAGGGGGCCAAGGGCUGCACACGAGGCCUGGAGAAGCCAACAGAGCAGAGUGCUGCUGCCACGCAAGGAGCAGGAAAACACCACCGCAAACCCAGAAAGCAGAAGGCUCGCCCUGCUGCACACCAUGAGGACUUCAGCCAUGGGAGGAACUCUGACUCAGCCCAAAGUAACGCCAAAGGGGCACAGGUGGACAGGAAGGUCAGCACUAUUUCAUCAUCAGCUUCCACCGUUUCAGACUCCAGCCAAACAGAUCUCAGCCUUUCUGCUCAGUUUAAGGAAAGCCUUCGGUGGGAUGGGAUCCUGGAGGACCCCGCAGCGGAGGAGGAGAGGCUGCAAAUCUACAGGCUGAACAGAAGGAAGCGGUACGAGCUGUACCUGCAGCAACACCGCCCCACUGCAGGGCAUCCCCCAUCACUGUGCUCCCGUCACACAGAGCAUUGCUGCAGUUCUUUUCCAAGGCAGCAAACAGCUCCUGAAUGCUGAGCGAGCCCUCCGAGAUGAAGCCCGAGCUGUCAGCAGAAAGCUCUCAGCAAGCUCUGCAGCUCAGCACCCAUUGCUCACCAGUUUGUAACCACACAAAGAAUGGGAUAUUUGCAGGGGGGGUAAAUGAUGUAUUUAUUUCUAUGCAAACACCGUAAGAACUACGGAAAAGCUUUGAGUGAAAAAGGAAUGAAAGACAACGGAGGCCUCCCUGCAUUACGCUUUUCAGAUGGUUUAUUAUUAGUGAAGUAAAAGACAACUGAAAGUGAGAGGGGGGGGAAAACUCCAUGGCCAUCAGAGCGCUUGCACAGAGCUGACCAGAGCUUCGCAGAUGUUGGAGCAUAAAUAAUCUAAAAAGUAUCUCUACUAAUUAAAACACAUUAAAA